Messenger RNA from Trichoplusia ni (cabbage looper), 1046 nucleotides. RefSeq names its product tumor protein p63-regulated gene 1-like protein. Gene Ontology annotation, cellular component: cytoplasm. The coding region runs from base 447 to 755 and encodes 102 amino acids. NCBI's taxonomy places the organism in Eukaryota, Metazoa, Arthropoda, Insecta, Lepidoptera, Noctuidae. The record is from RefSeq and is a predicted model, not a curated record. The transcript is spliced from 2 exons.
UUAAUAAAAUAAUGGGCUCACCUCAUGAAUCACUCUCCACAUUCAAUAAUAAUUCUUCGUAAUGUGAUAUUAUUAUUUCUCUUUUCAAGUGCAUGGUUAUUUACACUUAUUCUUCCAUACAGCGGAAUAAACUUAUUUAACUCUUGGGUUACCUAUUUAUUAUAAAAACUACUAAAGUACCCACUUAUGUAUAUACUGUGCGUAUUUACUGUAUGUAUAAAUACGAAAAUUACAAACACUUUCCCUUGAUAAGUAAUAGUAACAUUUAUAUUAUAGUUACCUGUGAUUUAUUUUUUAGCUAAUACUAUGAGUAUUUUAGUUUUCAAUUUAUAAGUAUUAGUUGAUGCUUUUGUUUUACCCCUCUCUCAUACAAUGCUUCAUAAGAAUAUCCGAUACUUAUUUUUCAUGAUGUUGGCAGAGAGCGUCACUUGCGUGGCGUGCGCCUGAUGUGGAACAAGGGUGAGCCGCUGCCGCUGAAGACUGUGUGGAACCCCUUCAGCCAAGAUGUGCCUUUCAUCACAUUCGCCUCGCAUCCCAUCUUCUGGCAUAAAGAGGGCACAGCAGAAGAGAAAUCUACCUACGACAUGGAGACGUUUGCUGUAAAGCUGCAAAGGGCCAUAGAGCACAUGCCGUCGUCCGCGUGCUGCAUACACCACUCGCCCAUCGUCAUCCAGAGCUACGUCGGCGUGACGUCACUGCUACACAACAAGGCCGGCAUGGGCUUCUUCAAGGUCAGAGGGAAGUUCAGCUUCUAGAUGUACCUAUGUAUGGUAUAAGGAAUUACUUGAAAACUGGACCUGUAUUAUGAAUUCUUAACGGAGAUUAGUUAUCGUUAGAUAGACCAAAGGCUGGAACUUUGUUAUGUAUACAAACUGAUUAGGUGAAGUAUCUCGAUGGAAUUGCGGUUAUUUUCAUAGAUGUCACUAUUUUGGAGUUUUGAUGUUCGUGAAAUCUGUGUUGCUAUUUGUCGGCGUGUAAAUUACUAUGUGGAUUUCAGCUUGCGUUUGCCUUCAACUCUUGGUGGUGUAUUGAUAUUUAUGUACCGU